Messenger RNA from Gryllus bimaculatus (two-spotted cricket), 960 nucleotides. NCBI's taxonomy places the organism in Eukaryota, Metazoa, Arthropoda, Insecta, Orthoptera, Gryllidae. The record is from the annotation of a GenBank genome assembly.
AAUGCAAAUCCGAACCUCACCGAAGCCAUCGCAGCCCUUGCGUCUGACGUGCGUGAAGAACCAGGCGGCCUGCAGGGCGUUGGAGGCCAUGAGGCAGGCGGCGUGGCAGGCGAGCGCGCGCCCGUGCGUGGAACCUCGACGCACCUGUUCGAAGAGAUCCGAGUCGGACGGCAGCUCGCAGAAGGCCAGGGCGUCUUGGGGAGGCGCCCCGUCGCGCCGGCGCAGGAGGUCCUUGCAGUAGAAGCGCACUCGGAAGCGGCCCUCGUAGGCCCAGCCCAGCAGCUUGUCCAGCUCGCGCGCCGGCCGCUCCUCCACCAGCGUGAACGCCUGGUCCAGGCACUCGAUGAGCGGCUGCGCCAUGUAAAUGCGCUCGGCGUACAGCUCGUCGGCCAGCGAGGAGUUCUCGGGGGUCCAGUCGCCCCAGGGGUCCUGCUGGCAGCGGAUGAGCGAGUCCGGAUCUUCGUGCAGCAUCUGGCCCUGGUGGCAGCACUUGGUCACGGUGAUGACGGAGGCGCGCUCGAACCUGUCGACGGCGAGCACCCUGGGCGCCGGCCCGCCGCCGGCCAGCGCGUCGAAGCAGAAGUCGCUGGUGCACGCCACGUGCUCGCGGCCGGACGCUUGGCGCAGGCGCACACACGCGGCGGCCGGGCGGUCGGGGAAGCCCACAAUCCGCGCGCUCUCGGCCGGGAAUAUGAGCCGCGCGUACCACUCGCCCCAGUCGACGCGGUAGCGCACGGCCAGCGACCGGUUCCCGGCGGCCAGCGCCGGGGGCAGCCAGUAGGCCGACGGGUCGCCGGGCGCCAGCUGCUCAGCGAGCCGCGCGUCCGUCUGCAUGCCCGGGCGCGCAACGCACUGCAUCUCGCGCGCGCCCAGCUGCUGGCCGCGCGGGCAGCACUUGCUCACGAGCGCCACCCGCGCCAGCAGCACGCGCGCCGGCAGCCCCGAGCCCGCCUCGUAAAG